ACCCGGACACGCCCCAAACGCUCCUGGCGAGGUCGCCGUCUGCUGCAGGGAUGGCCGUGGUGCUGGACAGUGACUCCGGGGAAAUGGGCAGCCUCUCGGAGGCAGCUUCAUCAUCCAAUGGAGGAAGUUUCCCUGAUAUCAUUUCCAUCAGUUCUGCGGAAGAAUUGCCUCCUGCAAGAACCCUAAGGCCAAGCACAACUGUAUCAUUGGAGAACUAUAGUUCUGGUGUAAUUUCUGUAAGUUCCGUGGAGGAAUCAAACACUUCCAAACCAAGGAGAGAAAUCUGCAUAUGCUGUGGAAGCCUUGAGAUUCACACUCAGCACCCUUUGUUUCAAGGAGGAAUGUGUGCUCCAUGCACAGAACAUCUUUUGGAGAGAUUCUUCCUGUGUGACAAUGAUGGGUACAAGACUGAUUGUGCCAUAUGCUGCUGGAGCAAUUCUCUCAUAAUGUGUGAUGAUCCAACCUGUAACAGGUGUUUUUGUGAAGAAUGCAUGGACAGCCUCGUGUGUUCAGGAUUCUCAGACAAGAUAAAAAAGAAGUCUCCCUGGAUAUGUUUCCUGUGUACACCACAGCGAGCAUAUGGUCUACUCAAGAGGAAGAGAAGAUGGCGUGCAGAACUGAAGCGCUUCUACGAUCAAGAGUCUAACCAUCUGUGGAUAUAUCAGCCGUUGCAGACAUGGGAUAAAAAACCAAUCCGUGUGCUCUCCCUUUUUGACAAUAUUACACAAGAGCUGAAAAGUUUGGGGUUUCUGGGUGAAAGCAAGGGCAGUGGGACACUGAAGUAUUUGGAUGAUGUCACAGACACGACACGAAUACAUAUAGAUGAAUGGGGUCCAUUUGAUUUUAUAUUUGGGUCUACGCCACCCAUUGGAAACUCUUAUCAACAGCCCUCUGCCUGGUAUUUUUACCAAUACUUCCGUAUUCUUCAGUAUGUGACACCCCCAGAAAGGAUGUUUUUCUGGAUGUUUGUGGAUAACCUUGUGCUGGAGGAAGAAGACCGAGAUACCGCUUCUCGGUUCUUUCAGAUGGAAGCUGUGCUCAGAUAUAAGCAGCAUGAUGACACCAUCCAGAAUGCAGUACACAUAUGGAGUAAUAUCCCAUCUGUUAACAGCAAAUAUUCUGCAUCUGCCUUGUAUGUGGAUUUGUCUCUGUUGGCAAAGAACAUCCUUGAAACCAGAAUCUUCUCUCAGCGUCCAGCCACUCUGAUUAAGGACUUUUUUGUGCCCUUGAAGGAAUAUUUUAGGACAUUUCCACAAGGGCCUGCAAGGCAGGAUACAAACCCAAAACAAAAACCAAAUGUAAUACAAUAA
Lacerta agilis (Sand lizard) is the source of this 1310-nucleotide messenger RNA. RefSeq names its product DNA methyltransferase 3 like (gene DNMT3L). The record is from RefSeq and is a predicted model, not a curated record. Lineage: Eukaryota; Metazoa; Chordata; Lepidosauria; Squamata; Lacertidae. Gene Ontology annotation, cellular component: nucleus. Bases 51 to 1310 code for a protein of 419 amino acids. The transcript is spliced from 12 exons. Gene Ontology annotation, molecular function: DNA (cytosine-5-)-methyltransferase activity, acting on CpG substrates; enzyme activator activity; DNA binding. Gene Ontology annotation, biological process: negative regulation of transcription by RNA polymerase II.